This is a messenger RNA of Contarinia nasturtii (swede midge), 2197 nucleotides long. RefSeq lists its product as uncharacterized. The record is from RefSeq and is a predicted model, not a curated record. The transcript has 2 exons. Lineage: Eukaryota; Metazoa; Arthropoda; Insecta; Diptera; Cecidomyiidae. The coding region runs from base 272 to 1477 and encodes 401 amino acids.
AAUGUGAUAAAAAUUGAAUUGGUCAAAAUAUUGUUUGUUUACGAAAAAUUGCAAAUGGCGCGUAUUAACUUCGGCAUCUUAAUAGAUAAUAAACAUACUACUACUCGCUAUUAAGAUCGAUCCUAAUACUACUACCCAUGUUAAUAUGCGUAGUAUGAUUGGUUGUUAAUAGUUAAUAGCAUCCUAAUAAAUAUUAUCAUAAUACAAAAUGUAUUAAGAUAUCGGAUUUGGCACAUCUAUACCACAACGCGUUGAAAAAUUCAAUAUUUUAAUGAGAGAUUUGACUGAAAUUGGAUGGUCGGGAACAGUGAGUAUGAAAUUUUUCGCAAAAUAUCGUUGGUUUGAAUCACUGUGGUUGUUCGGUCAAAUGCAACGGCAAAUAGAAGUGUAUCACAGUCAUGCCGAACAAUGGCAUACCAUUCAUGAAAUGUUUCGUAACAAUCCGAACUUUCAAGAGCCAACAAUCAAUCGACCACCAAAAAUAAGCAGUUUUGCUCUUAUACCAUUAUGCGACUACCAUUUGAAAAACGUGCGAUUGGACAUUAAGGACUUGUAUUAUAAAAUUGUAAACGAGCUUGAUUUGGUGCCUUCUUUUCUCAAUACGCGGACCAACCGGAUGAAUAAGAGAAAUUUAAAGUACUACACCCAAACUGAUCGAUCAGGUCUAUGGAAUAUGUUGUUCGAUGUCGGUAAAAUAAAUAAAUUGGGCAAAUCGAAACCAUUCCAUCAUCAGAUUUUGACCGAUAGUGUUUCAAUAUCCAUAAUGUACAAGAAACCACAGCGACAACAACGACCACAGCGACAACAACGACCACAGCAAACAACCCAAGCGAAUCGGGGGCCGGAAAAACUCAUUGGCAAGAAAUACAUCAUUGGAAUCGAUCCGAAUGAAAAAUCGUGGUUAACUGUAGUGCGUCGCAACAUUCAAAAAACACCUGAUGAGCCGGCUGUUGAGGAAAACAUUAUAAUACCAAACCAGCGUUUUCAUUGGGAAACUCAGCAGAAAAAACGAGACAAAGAAGCGAAAAAGUUGGCUGGAUGGUUUGAUAUCGAAGAGAAGGAACAUCUCAAAACAUACCCAUAUCGUCCACCAUCACCACGUAAUUCAACAUGGAAAUCAUACAUUGAAUAUCGCAUUAAAAUGUUACGAAAAGGAAUGGCAGCUUAUGCGACGCGUGAAUAUGCACGACUGGAUUUAGACCAUCACAUUCGCUCGACCAGAGUAAAUGAUCAAAUCGCCGUGCGUGUGACAAACAACAAACCGUCGUUGGUUCAAUUUGGUGCUUGGGCGAUGAAACCCGAUCGACCGUUUGGAAUAAAAAAGCGUAAAAGAUGUCCGGGAUCGCGUAAGUUUCGUGUGAGCAUUAAGAAACUUGGACAUUCAGAAGUUGAAAUGCAAGAUGAAUGGGGAACAUCACAAACAUGCGCGAAUUGUCAGGAACGUUUUCCAAGGCACACAAAAGAUGAUCGAUUUUAAGUGUGCUACGAUUGUGGAGCGAAAAAGAUUGAUGGCCUGCCAGAUUCAGUCGCUGGACUGCCAGAUAUCAUUGUGUCAACGGUCAACAGACGUGUUUUGAGAAGAAAACGUGCAAUUAUUAAGCGACAAAUUAUCGAUGGCAAUCGUGAGGCUGUGAACGAAAAACUUCGGACUGGGCGUUUAAUGUCAAAGGUUAAAGUUACCUACAAAAAUUGGCCAUUAAAUGUUGAUGAUGAUGAUGUUGUUCCACAAACAGUUACUUGGCACCGAGAUAUUGUUGCAGCAAAAUGCAUUAUGCUCAAAGGUAUGAAUCAAUUGGAAACAGAAUAUUCAUUAUUUAAUGUAUUUGCUUUAAAUUACAUAGGACUUUGCCGGAUCUUUGAUGUACCAUUGCCAGUUUCAUUGUUAAGACCGCCGGACUAAAACAACAAUGUCAACUAACAAACAUCAUCAAUUAAUCAUACAUUCAAAAAAUUACAUAAAAUAAAAUAUUUUAACUAUUAUAGUUAGCGUAGCUAGACAUGAACAGACUAUAUAAAGUCUUGUGGUCUAGUUGUACAAUAGUACAACAUUGUACGGAGGGGGAGUGCCCGUAGGUGAGUAAAGUUUUUAAUUUAAAAAAAGUAUUUUAUACCCAGUUCAACUGAUACUAAUGGUUGUCUUUCCCUUUUUCCAUGUUUUCACACCUGAAUGUUCCACCAUGCCAAACCUAUGGAAAUG